UAGGAAGAGCAGGACCAAAGAGUGGUCCAAACAUAUCCUUAACAUCCCAGCACUAGAUCCUGCGCCCGCUGCAGACCCAUCCCGAGCCCCUUGCCCUGCUCCCGCCCAAAGCUCCGGGUCUACGAGCCGGCCUGACCGCGGUCACGCCUCCCCCGCGUGCUGCUGACUCAACCCUGGGAAAAGAAACCUCUCGGUUUUUUCCGACCUGUCCCUGGGGCACCCGCGUCCCGCCCCGCCCCGCCCCCCACCCAAGCCCCCGCCCCGCCUAAAGUUAUCCUUCGGCUCUGAGCCCGCGGAACGCGUUGGCGUGACUCCCCGGGGUGUGGCCGAAGAACUCAGGCGACGCCUUGCCGAAGGGCGGACUCCUCCGCGGCCCGGAAAAGGAGACCCCGCGCGGCGGCAGCGGCGAGCCGGGCAUGCUCACUGGCGCGGGCCGGGACCGCAGCCCAGGCAGGAAGCGCUGGCGCUAGGCGGUCCCCAGCGCUGCCAGCUGGAGUCGGGCGGAGCCGGAGCUCCAGCUCCGGGUGGUUCUGCCAGUCCCCGCGCGCCCGGGCGGCCGCACACGUGUCCAAGCGUCACGUCCGCGCGCGCCCCCGGGGCUUGCGUCAGCGGCCGCUCCGGUAGCUGGUGGGCCGGGGUUCUGCGCACCGCUCGGCUUCGGGGCCGCGACACCGCCGGGAGGAGGAGUUUGGGGGCUCGAAGGGGUGUUCGGAGCGCCGGGGACCGCGGAGAUCGUCAGCGCGGUCCAGCCGCCCAUCCUGCCCGGCGCCGAUCGUCUCCGCUGCUCGGUCCCGGGCUGGGCGCGGUGGCGUUGCCCAGGAGCCCGCCGCCCGCGGGGCGCGCACCGCCUUGACCCCGGCGGCCCCGCGGCAGGCAGGCGCCCGCAGUUCCAUGGUUGGUUCGGAGCGCAAUGAGCCGCCCGUCCUCCACCGGCCCCAGCGCUAACAAACCCUGCAGCAAGCAGCCGCCGCCGCAGCCACAGCACGCUCCGUCCCCGGCUGCGCCCCCGGCCGCCGCCACCAUCUCGGCUGCGGGCCCCGGCUCGUCCGCGGUGCCCGCCGCGGCGGCGGUGGUCUCGGGCCCCGGCGGCGGCGGCGGCGGCGGCGGCGGCGGCGGCGGCGGCGGAGCUGGCCCAGUGUCUCCGCAGCACCACGAGCUGACCUCGCUCUUCGAGUGCCCGGUGUGCUUUGACUAUGUCCUGCCUCCCAUCCUGCAGUGCCAGGCCGGGCACCUGGUGUGUAACCAAUGCCGCCAGAAGUUGAGCUGCUGCCCGACGUGUCGGGGCGCCUUGACGCCCAGCAUCAGGAACCUGGCUAUGGAGAAGGUGGCCUCGGCAGUUCUGUUUCCCUGCAAGUAUGCGACCACGGGCUGUUCCCUGACCCUGCACCACACCGAGAAGCCGGAGCAUGAAGACAUCUGUGAAUACCGUCCCUACUCUUGCCCUUGUCCCGGUGCUUCCUGCAAGUGGCAGGGGUCCCUGGAAGCCGUGAUGUCCCAUCUCAUGCACGCCCACAAGAGCAUCACCACCCUUCAGGGAGAAGACAUCGUCUUCCUGGCCACAGACAUUAACCUGCCAGGAGCUGUGGACUGGGUGAUGAUGCAGUCGUGUUUCGGCCAUCACUUCAUGCUGGUGCUGGAGAAACAAGAGAAGUAUGAGGGCCACCAGCAGUUCUUCGCCAUCGUCCUGCUCAUCGGCACUCGCAAGCAGGCGGAGAACUUCGCCUACAGACUGGAGUUGAAUGGGAACCGGAGGAGACUGACCUGGGAGGCCACGCCCCGGUCCAUCCACGAUGGCGUGUCCGCAGCCAUCAUGAACAGCGACUGCCUGGUGUUCGACACAGCCAUAGCUCAUCUUUUUGCAGAUAACGGGAACCUUGGCAUCAAUGUGACUAUUUCUACAUGUUGUCCGUGACACACCGACAUGAUUUGGGCAUGGCGCUCUCUGGUUAAUAAAGGUUUUUAUAGGUGUUUUAUUCACAGUGUCUUCACAAGUCAGGACCAACAGUUUCCCCGUGUCCUGUCUGAAUGGCAGCUUCCCAUCUGGCACUGGCCCAGCGAAGUUCAUUAAACCGGGACAGAGGAGGUUGGCCGGUUAGUCCUUUGGAGGCUACCCUAUGAUCGGAAAUCAACUUGAUUAUUAAAUUUUACUUCCUUCCUGAACAGCACCUGACAGGUUUCUCGGGCUCCUCUAAGACCAGGAUGUUUGUUAGGAAUUGGAGGCUCCUUCCUGCCUCCCUAUAUUGGUCCCUCCAAGUUGACGAAAGCACAGUGACUGUCAGCAGAGUCCUUAACUUUGCUUUUACCUUGUGUUUAAGGAGGUAGGAAUUGUUUUACUACAUUUUAAACAGUGUUUCUCAAACCGGAUGGCUAACCAGUGUGCACAGAAUCAAUGGAGUGCUUAUCUGAAACAUGCAAUUUGGGGAGCCUGCGAAUUUAACAAUCUCAUCAGGGGAUGCUUUCCAACAGUAAAGUUUGAGAAUUACUGGGUUAAAUUGUGGGAAAGGGUCCAGAUUUUAAAGGUGCUUUCCGAUUACCCUCUACUGAUUUGUCUGUCUUUCUACUAUUUCAUCCACACACACUCCCACUCCCAGAUUAAAACAAGAACCACAGAUCCCCACAAACACAGUCCUGAGAUAUAGUCACUCUCUUGUGUUUGGGAGGGACUGCCUAGGAAAGCAAAAAGGGUAGCCAUUGAUAGCUCUCACGUAGUUAGUUUUUGCUCAUCACUAGUACAAAUGACCUGUUUACACCUGGCUUCCCUCAGAGGCCCUCCUUAACUUAGAUGGUGGGAAAGACUAGAUCAGUAGAGUUGGAAAAGCUUUAUAACCAGUGUCAUAUGCUUGCUAUUUAAAGGUAUGUGUUGGGUUUGGUUUGUUGGUUUUUUUUUUUUCCACAUUCACUUUAGUUUUUUAAUAAAUAUUUUUCAAAAAUGAA
This is a messenger RNA of Capra hircus (goat), 2934 nucleotides long. It is a transcript of the gene SIAH2, whose product is annotated as siah E3 ubiquitin protein ligase 2. Gene Ontology annotation, biological process: proteasome-mediated ubiquitin-dependent protein catabolic process; multicellular organism development. The record is from RefSeq and is a predicted model, not a curated record. Bases 911 to 1912 code for a protein of 333 amino acids. Gene Ontology annotation, molecular function: ubiquitin protein ligase activity; zinc ion binding; ubiquitin conjugating enzyme binding. The transcript has 2 exons. NCBI's taxonomy places the organism in Eukaryota, Metazoa, Chordata, Mammalia, Artiodactyla, Bovidae. Gene Ontology annotation, cellular component: cytoplasm.